AGCCAGCUUAAAGCGGAUGAGGCCAAGCAGCUGGCAGACCUCGCACGGAAAGGAGGUGACCUCACCACAGCAACCAAGUACGAGGCCGAGUUCAAGAAGCUGCAUGCACAGGAGUCGCCUAAGCCUCCCACGCCGCUCCACCAGCGAGUGCAGCAGCAGUUUGCCGCCGCGGCUCGACUGGAGAAGGCGUUGGAUCGGGAGGUGGGCAAGCUCCUGGGCUGGAGGAACGACAUCGCCAAGCUUGAGGACACGGUGCGCACCAUGCGUGAGGAGUUGGCCACGGCCGACCAGCAGUACAAGCUGGAGGACUUGUGUGCCGACACGUUCGACCUGGGCGCCUUCCCUACAGUGGAUGAGGUCAGUUUCUUCGAGGGCGACGCAGAGCUCGAGGACAAGGGCCGCGAAGAGAUCGCCAAGCGGAAGGACGACCUCAACGCUGGGGUCCCCAAGCUGGCCAAGAUCAGGGAGCAGCGGCAGGGGGUGAUGCUGGAGCUGAAGGUGAGCCGCGUGCGGCACCUAAUCCCGCCCCUGGCACGGCGGCAGCCGACGCUGCCCCAGCUGGUGGUGGAGCCUCAGCAGCUGCAGACGAUGUGCGGGCCAAG
Messenger RNA from Prorocentrum cordatum, 602 nucleotides. The record is from the annotation of a GenBank genome assembly. NCBI's taxonomy places the organism in Eukaryota, Dinophyceae, Prorocentrales, Prorocentraceae.